Messenger RNA from Aspergillus ochraceoroseus IBT 24754, 1263 nucleotides. It is a transcript of the gene flbB, whose product is annotated as protein flbB. NCBI's taxonomy places the organism in Eukaryota, Fungi, Ascomycota, Eurotiomycetes, Eurotiales, Aspergillaceae. Gene Ontology annotation, molecular function: transcription cis-regulatory region binding; DNA-binding transcription activator activity, RNA polymerase II-specific. The transcript has 5 exons. Gene Ontology annotation, cellular component: RNA polymerase II transcription regulator complex. Bases 1 to 1263 code for a protein of 420 amino acids. The record is from RefSeq and is a predicted model, not a curated record.
AUGACUUCGCUGAGCAAUGGGCCGAUGCCCCUGGAGCACGGCGAUUUGAAUCGGCAGAGUAUGCAGCAGGGCUUACAUGGUCAACCUUCGCAGUCGAAUCUGAAAGGAUCGGUAGGAGGCUCGAUAGGUACGGAAUUUUUCAAGCUUUUCGGGGGAGGACAGAAAAACGUCACUCGAGAUGGACAACCCGCCAAACGGAGAGGCCCUAAGCCAGAUAGCAGGCCUGCUCUUACAAGACGGCAAGAGUUGAACCGACAGGCGCAGAGAACUCAUCGCGAGCGAAAGGAGCAGUACAUGCGGGCUUUGGAAACAGAGGUAUCACGAUUGCGAGAGGCUUACACACAAGAGAUUUCGGCUGCGAACCUUGCCGUUCACCAACACCGAGAAAUGAUCGCUUCUCUUACCGACGAGAACAGCUUGCUAAAGGAGGUUCUGGCCGCACACAAUAUCGAUUACGGGGCCGAAUUAGAACGCCGUAAAGCAGAGCGUCCAACCCCGAGAUUUCAGUCAAGCCCGUUCGCCGCUGGCGGCAGCGUGGGAUCGCAGACUGCAGGUGUUCCAUCAUCGAGUGGCAAUACUUAUUAUACCACACCACCAACUACGGUCUCGGCCGAACUAAGUCCUCGCCUUAACGGCGUGGAUCAGGCUGAUUUCUCACCUACCCAGGAGCUGGGUUCGAGUAACCAGGCCAUUCCCAUUGUGCCGUGUGAUGCCCUGGCUGUUAUUGACCGUCGUCCGCCUGUUCAAGGAGGGGGGAUAUUUGAAGAUGACCCUCAACUUCAGAUAGACUUUAUAUUAACACUGGAAUCUCCCUGUCGAGACCACACGGAUUAUCUCUGCCGACGAUCGAUCACUGAAGCUGAAGACGAGGAUAUGCCGUUUUCCGGGCACGCGCUGAUGGCCACCUGCCCACCCCCCAGUUAUAUUGCCGCUACCACAGAUGAGCAAGUGUACCCACACAAAACUUACGAUCUCCCACACGCCAACUUGACGACCCUCCUGAACCUCAGCCGGCAGCUGGUGAGUGAAGGGCAAAUCACACCGAUCAUGGCACUGCAAGCGCUGAAAGGCCACCAGGUGUACCGGAAAUUGACCCGAGAUGAUGUGAAGCUGAUUAUGGAAACGCUCGAGACCAAAGUCCGAUGCUAUGGAUUUGGGGCUGUGAUGGAGGAUUUCGAGCUGAUGGACUGCUUUAGCAGUGUACUUGGGUCCAAGAUUGAUCGAGGAUUUUCCCAAGCGGCCGACGAAAUGUUGUAUUCAUGA